AUGGGGAUGCACACGGCACACGCGUUCAGCCAAACACCACCACCACCAGCAGCGAGAGCGGCGCGCACCGCUGCCAACGCUGCCACCACGCCCGGCAGUCUAGAGGCCGCUGCCGUGGUCCCGGUGGACGCGGCGGCGACGCUUUACUUCGUCGUGUUCCCGUGCAACUGCGCCCCAAUCUUCCACUCCAACCGCAUCCCGCUCGUCGAAGACGCGCCGCCGUACGCCGUCGGCGACGUAGUGUACCUCGGCCGCGCGGAGGAGGUGGCGCAGCAGAAGUUGCAGGAGUUGGCCUUCCCGCUCGGCUUCGGCUGCAAGAGCGCCGAGCUGCGGAGCGGGCCGCUGUGGAGCUGCCGCCUCGAGUCGGUGCGGAAGAAGGGCGAGGUGCGCUACCACCGGCUCAUGAUCACCUCGACGUUUGUCGUACUUGUCGCUUCUGAAAGCGGCGAGCUGCGCACGAUGCAGACGAAAUACGCCGCCGCGGCGCUCGUCAUCACUUGCCCACCGGACACCUCGCAGUACCAGUUCCUUGUGGAGAAUUUCGACAGCGUUGUGCGGAAUAUGCUACACAUUGCACUCGACUUCGCAAUGGAGGCGGCACAGCUCUUUUUUGUCAGGCUUUCACGCACCACCCCAGCGGAGCAGCUGAUGGCGGAGCUGGAGAAGCACCCGAGUGCGCUGAGAACGUACCACACGCUGGGGGCUGUACUUGCCAACGCCUUUGGCAGCACACAUACUAUUCCGCGGCUGCACAGCCGUAUUGGUGAACUCACUGUUACCAGUCCGCCGCGUACUUCCUCGAGCAAACCACAACAUGUGAGUGGUUCGGUGGGUUCCCUGCUGUACGAUGCGCUGGGUGGGCUUUGCCGCUUUAGCGAAGAAUUUGCCACCAGCGUGGUCGCUGGAUUGUUGUCGUUGUCUAACUGGGAGGGAUGCGGCCUCGUCCGCUUCAGUGCCGAGGAUAAGCAGCAGCAACUGCAGCAACAGAGCGGGGAUAAAGACAUUUACAGCGAUUAUUGGAGGGAAAUGGAGGAGCAGGAGGCGAAGAAGGUAGGCGGUCCCCUCUCAGGGGUGCAGGAGGAGUGCAACACGAACGACAUUGCCUGCCCCUGCCGUAGCGGAGCCCCUCAGAAGCAGCAGAAGCAGCAGCCAGACACAAGCUCUUCACCAAUGGUAUCCUCAGCCAUGUCCGCAACUGUGCGUAGUGCGCACGCGAGUGACACUACGGCCACUGGUGGUGAUACGAUUGCUACAUGCCCACUCUCUUCGCAGCGUGUGGGGCGCGUAGUGAUUUUUUGCACGGAUCCAGACCUGGCGCGCUCUCUUCUUAUUACGGCCGCUUUCUUCUUUCGUGACCGUUGUAUCACCGCUGGUGCGUCGCUUCAAUCACGCGAGUUCAGCCCAUUCGCUGGUAAAGUAGAGUCGUGCGCCUAUCCAUCGCUGCCGGUGCAGUGGGUGAUGGAGGAGUACGAUCCGAAUCGCGCGGACCCGCUCCUGUGCUUGCCUCACACCGUCGAGAAUGCGUUGCUGAUCAUUGCGCCGCGCACGUUGCUGUGUCGACGCCUGCGUUUCUCGAAGACGUUCACCUCCAACCCCAUUCUUGUGGAGAGGUUUAAGGAGCGCCACCAGCUGGUGCACCCAUUUCAGCGGCAAACCCUUGAAGCGGUGCAAAUGCUUCCGGAUGACACGAUACGCGCAGUGUUGCGUCAGGCGCGGUGGCUGCAGAAAAGUAGCGGCGGUGCGGUGAGUUGUGCAGAGUUUCUCGAGUCGUCCAUGGUUCGCCUCAUGCGGCAUAGCCGUGCGUGCCGCCUGCUGCUGCGGGAGCACCUUAAUCAUAAUGAUCAUGAUCAUCAGCAACAUCAGCAGCAGCAGCAGCAGCAGCAGCAGGAAGAGUUGGUGUCCUCUUUUUUCCUUGGUUCCUUUGGAGGAAGAGAGGAGAGCGGUUCUCACCUGUCGCACUGCAGCUCGCUCUCAUAUUUGAAUUCCCCGACCUCACUGCGGUAG
Molecule: messenger RNA, 2004 nt
Organism: Trypanosoma grayi
Lineage: Eukaryota; Euglenozoa; Kinetoplastea; Trypanosomatida; Trypanosomatidae
Exons: 1
Coding region: 1-2004 (667 amino acids)
Source: RefSeq, a predicted model, not a curated record